UGCAUAUAAAAGCGAAAGGGCUCCCCUCGGCACAAACGCUCCGCUGAGAUAAACAAACCCCAAACCCUAGGGAGAACGAGCCGGCGAAGCCAGAGCUUCGAGAUCCUCCGUCCAGGCGGCCGCAGCUCGCGAAAUGACUUUCAAGCGCAGGAACGGAGGCCGCAACAAGCACGGCCGCGGCCACGUCAAGUUCAUCCGCUGCUCCAACUGCGGCAAGUGCUGCCCUAAGGAUAAGGCAAUCAAGAGGUUUCUCGUGAGGAACAUUGUCGAGCAAGCUGCUGUCAGGGAUGUCCAAGAAGCUUGUGUCUAUGACAAUUAUACUCUUCCGAAGCUGUAUGCGAAGAUGCAGUAUUGUGUGUCGUGUGCCAUCCACUCCCAUGUUGUGAGGGUUCGAUCUCGCACGAAUAGGAGAAACCGUCAGCCUCCGCAGCGCUUCAUCAGACGUCGUGACGAUGCGCCAAAACCUGGUCAGCCUGGUCAGGCACCUCGUGUUGGAGGCGCCCCUCCCCCUCGGGCCUGAGGCAAAAACCGAACCUACUCUUGCAGAAUGCCAUGUGCUCUUGAUUGCUUGCAUGACUUUUUAGGACAAAUUCUUUUUUCUUUGUUUGAAAGUUUUGAUGUUGGAUUGGGGCUACCCGUCUGUACUGCAUGAGGAUUAUAUUCCUCUUCUUCCAA
Molecule: messenger RNA, 675 nt
Organism: Syzygium oleosum
Lineage: Eukaryota; Viridiplantae; Streptophyta; Magnoliopsida; Myrtales; Myrtaceae
Product: 40S ribosomal protein S26-3-like
Exons: 5
Coding region: 134-520 (128 amino acids)
Biological process (GO): translation
Cellular component (GO): cytosolic small ribosomal subunit; ribosome
Molecular function (GO): mRNA binding; structural constituent of ribosome
Source: RefSeq, a predicted model, not a curated record